CCAGUUACACUUCUCUCCAUCUUCUUCUUCUCGUCCUCCUUUUCUCCAAUCACGAAGUUGAGAAGAGAUGUGCAUGGGGAAGGGUGAUGGUAAAUCAUGAAGAGCAUGAUAAGUAUGUUGUGGAAAUGAAGCCGCUGAGGGCAGCAACUACUUGCAAAGAUCAAGCAAAGGGCCUCGGAUUGACAUUGGCACACAGGCAGGGAGUUUGUUCGCCGAUUGCCGCGAACCGUCAAUCCCGCAAUUCCAAGCUCAUUUUUCUCCGAGACCAAUCGCGGGUCAAUUCCAUGAAUGUCCUAGGACAAUCUGGGGCACUGCCUGCUGAGGAUCAUGGCGAGCAUGCCCAGAUGCCAAUCCGCCGCAGCUCUCCUGGAAUGGGCGAGUUUGUGGUCACAAUCGGCAUCGGGACCCCAAAAGUCGACCUGCCUCUAAUCUUCGACACGGGCAGUGAAGUUACAUGGACCAAAUGUGGUCAGCAAGGUCCAUUGUUUGAUCCACAUGAGUCUAAGACAUUUUCGUGGCCACGAUGCUCUGCAUCGAAAUGCAACUACUCGAUCAACUAUGCAGAUGGAUCGUAUUCCAAUGGCGAAUAUGUCCAAGAUCUGCUCACCCUCACUCCGGAGUACCAGUUCGAGGACUUCCUCUUCGGUUGCAGCCAAAGUUAUAGCGACGAUUUCGGUGCCACGGCCGGUGUAUUAGGCCUAGGACAAGGAGACAAUACCUUAAUCUCCCGCAUAGAACAAAACUUUUCCACUAUCUUCUGCUACUGCAUCCCUGGCAGCGAGAGCUCAUCCGGGUACUUACUUUUUGGGUUUAAUGCCCUUACUAAUUGCCAAACAGACAAUAUCACACCUCUCAUAAUCGACCAAUAUAACCCAUCUUAUUAUUUUGUCAACCUAGUUGGUAUUGCCCUUGGGAAUCAGACAUUUAGCCUAUCUUCAGAGUCUCCACCUCCUAGGACCAUCAUAGACUCGGGGACUACCUUCACUCGGUUGCCGCCCUCGAUUUAUGAGGCUGUUCGCGCAGAAUUCGUCAAGUACAUGUCGACCACCUACAGCGUUGCAAAGCCUCUGUCGACACUGGACACGUGCUAUGAUCUUCGGGGUCAGGAGAAUGUGAAGUUGCCGAAGAUGAUCCUACAAUUUGAGAAUACCGACAUUACGUUGGACUCGUCCGCCGUAGUUUGGCGAGAGAACGAUGAUGCGCAAGUUUGCUUGGCCUUCAAGCCGAACCCACCGAACUCGGAAAGGCAAGACCUGGUCAUUAUCGGCUACGUGCAGCAGCAGAACCUGAACAUACUCUUCAACAUUCAAGAAAAAAAGUUACAUUUUGGGACAGGUCGUUGUGGCAAUUGAGAGGCUACAAUUAAUGAAGGAAACUAUAUAAGUGACGUGGAUAUCCAAACGAGUGCCCGUUUUUAUUUGGAAUAUUGUUUCGCUACGCGUAGCACAUACUUACAUGAUGUGUGUUGUUAAAUUUCCUUUACAUCAAUCCGUGUGUUUUUAUAAGAUCAUGAUAGCUGUAAUGACUGUCUUUGUGCUUUAUCAAU
Molecule: messenger RNA, 1546 nt
Organism: Eucalyptus grandis
Lineage: Eukaryota; Viridiplantae; Streptophyta; Magnoliopsida; Myrtales; Myrtaceae
Product: aspartyl protease family protein At5g10770
Exons: 2
Coding region: 87-1352 (421 amino acids)
Biological process (GO): proteolysis
Molecular function (GO): aspartic-type endopeptidase activity
Source: RefSeq, a predicted model, not a curated record